AUGGGCUGCUGCAGAGCAGACGCUCUGGGUCGUCUGUCCUUUGUGAGCGGUCCGGCCCGCAGCCGCGAAACUUUGCUGACCGCAGGACCCUUCGGCAGCUCGUUGUCGGACGCAGCCGCGUUUCAACGAGGGGAGACACAUCGCAACACAGGUGCGCGGGUACAACGCAGCUGUCAGUCGUCCUCACGAUACACUGCCACGAUCCAAUUUCCCCUCGGCUUCCGCAACACACGAUUUGUACGCGAUCAUCUCGCCGCUUUACCACGCAUGGCACGCAGUGUUCAGACUCGGCUAGCUGCGUCGCACGGCACCAUCACGGCGACACUUGCGUUAGUGACCGACAAUGCGGCCAUUGAGGAGCUGCGACGAUGCACGAAUUUCUGUACAGUUGCGGUGGCUGCGCUGGCACACGCUGGUCGCGCCGGCGUCAGGCCUUUGGCGGCGCGGCAGUCAACUGUAGCGCGAAGGCUGUUGGGCUGA
This is a messenger RNA of Didymella exigua CBS 183.55, 480 nucleotides long. RefSeq lists its product as uncharacterized. The coding region runs from base 1 to 480 and encodes 159 amino acids. The record is from RefSeq and is a predicted model, not a curated record. NCBI's taxonomy places the organism in Eukaryota, Fungi, Ascomycota, Dothideomycetes, Pleosporales, Didymellaceae. The transcript has a single exon.